Molecule: messenger RNA, 1227 nt
Organism: Dovyalis caffra
Lineage: Eukaryota; Viridiplantae; Streptophyta; Magnoliopsida; Malpighiales; Salicaceae
Source: the annotation of a GenBank genome assembly
AUGGAAGUAGUUGAAGAAGUGGUGAUUGUAGGAGCUGGAAUAGCUGGACUUGCAACAUCUUUAGGGCUUCACAGGCUUGGAAUUCGAAGUUUAGUGUUGGAAUCGUCAGCCAAUUUGAGGGUCACAGGAUUUGCUUUCACAACAUGGACUAAUGCUUGGAGGGCGUUAGAUGCUGUUGGCAUAGGUCACUCUCUCCGACAACAACAUGGAUUUCUCGAUGGAUUAGUUGCUAGCCCUACAGUUGGGAGCAAACCCGGUGCAGAAAUAUCUUUUAAGGUCCAAGGGACUAAUGGAGACCAUGAGGUUCGUUGUGUGAGAAGAAAAUUGCUGCUGGAAGCCCUUGAAAAAGAACUCCCAAUCGGUACCAUAAGGUACUCCUCCAAGGUGGUUUCUAUUGAGGAAUCAGGCUACUUUAAGCUGCUGCAUCUUGCUGAUGAUACCAUCAUCAAAACCAAGGUAUUGCUUGGUUGUGAUGGAGUGAACUCAGUGGUGGCAAAGUGGCUAGGCUUCAAGAAGCCAGCUUUUACCUGCCGAUGGGCUAUCAGGGGUUAUGCAGAUUUUAAGGCUAGUCAUGGCUCUGGUUCCAAAUUCUUACAAUUCUCUGGUCGAGGGUUUAGAUCAGGUUUCCUCCCUUGUGAUGAUACAACCAUGUACUGGUUUUUCACUUACACUCCCACUAGCCAAGACACAGAGCUAGAGGAUAACCCCACCAAGAUGAAGCAAUUUGUGCUGAGCAAACUGGGAAAUAUACCUGAUCAUGUGAGGAAUUCUGUGGAGAUCACUCAGCUGGACAGCAUUAUAACAUCUCCUUUAAGGUUUAGGCAUCCAUGGGAGGUUCUCUGGGGAAAUAUAAGUAAAGGCAAUAUUUGUAUAGCUGGUGAUGCUCUCCAUCCCAUGACACCAGAUAUUGGCCAAGGUGGUUGUUCUGCUUUAGAAGAUGGUGUUGUUUUAGCUAGGUGCCUCGCCGAGGCCUUGAAGAAGAGACCAAACGUGGAAGCUCAAGAGGGAGAAAAAGAAGAAAACAAGAGGAUUGAAAUGGGGUUGAAAAAAUAUGCAGCAGAGAGGAGAUGGAGAAGUUUUGAGCUCAUAAGCAUUGCUUAUAUGGUUGGUGUUGUACAACAAAGUGAUGGAAAAAUAAUCAGCUUCUUAAGAGAUGCAAUUUUGGUGAAAUUUCUUGCUGGAUUGCUGUUAAAGAAAGCUGAUUUUGAUUGUGGAAAGCUUUCUUGA